GACCACGCGCGGUUUUGACGCCGACAGCCGCAGAACAAAAUAACGGGAGGAGAGCGAAGGCGGCGGAGUGCGAGGGCUGAGGAAGGGGUUCCUGGUGAAAGUAAACCACAAGCCAAGAGGUUCCCAGCUGCUGAAGGUCACAGCCUCCACCGCACAUCACACGCAGAGAGAUGAGCCAAAAGUCUGAGCGUAGAGGGAUCCACGUGGACCAGUCAGAGCUGCUGUGCAAGAAAGGAUGUGGUUACUAUGGCAAUACAUCCUGGCAAGGCCUCUGCUCCAAGUGCUGGAGGGAAGAGUACCAGCGUGCCCGGCAGAAGCAGAUCCAAGAGGACUGGGCAUUGGCAGAGAAGUUGCAGAGGGAGGAGGAAGCUGCCUACGCCAGCAGCCAGGGGGCGCAGUCUCACCCCCAGCCGUCCUUGGCACCCUUCUCCAAAUUCGAGGAGAAGAAGACCAAUGAGAAGACGCGAAAAGUCACUACAGUGAAGAAGUUCUUCAGCCCCUCGUCACGCACAGCACCUAAGAAAGAAAACCAUGAGGGAAAGACCCCAAGCCCGUCCAUCAGCCGACAGGCCAGUGCCGAGACGGACCGCGUGUCCCGGGAUUUCGUGGACUUCCUGAAGAACCUCCAGAAGCCGGGCCGCGAUAUUCACAAGCAGUGUCGAGCCUUCACUGAGAGUAUGGCCAAUAAGAGGGACCUGAGUGCUGAUGAGCUUUCCGAGUGUGUGCAGGACUUCUACCAGAACAUGUCUGACCGCCUGAUGACCCAUUUUAAAGGGUCUACAGACCGCGUGGAGCGUGUGAUGGACCAGGUGGAGAAGUACAUAAUGACUCGGCUCUACAAGAAUGUCUUCUGUCCCGAGACCACGGACGAUGAGAAGAAAGAUCUGGCAACCCAAAACCGGAUCAGGGCCCUUCACUGGGUCACCAUUCAGAUGCUGUGCGUCCCAGUCGACGAAGAGAUUCCCGAAGUGUCCGAUAAUGUGGUGAAAGCCAUCACGGAUAUCAUCGAGAUGGACUCCAGGCGGGUGCCCCGUGACAAGCUGGCCUGCAUCACCCGCUGCAGCAAGCACAUCUUCAACGCCAUCAGGAUCACGAAGACGGAGCCGGCCUCGGCCGACGACUUCCUGCCGACCCUCAUCUACAUCGUGCUGAAGGCCAACCCACCUCGCCUGCAGUCCAACAUCCAGUACAUCACUCGCUUCUGCAACCCCAGCCGCCUGAUGACUGGAGAGGACGGCUACUAUUUCACCAACCUUUGCUGCGCAGUGGCCUUCAUCGAGAAGCUGGAUGCCCAGUCUCUGAACCUCAGCCCAGAGGACUUCGAGCGCUACAUGUCAGGCCAGGCGUCUCCCCACAAACAGGAGCCUGGGCCCCGGACCCCAGCAGGCCCCGACGGCAGCCCCGCCCUCAGCACCGCCCACCAGAACCUGGAGCUGCUGAAUGGGCUCGGCGUCCGGCAAGAGCGUGUCCUGGAAGCGGCACGGAACCUGGAGAGCGACCUCAUCAGCUGGCGGGAGGCCGUGGAGCGCGAGGUGCAGGAGAUCCUGGCGAAAUACCCCCUGGAGAUCCGGCCUCCCCCCUCAGCGAUCGACUCGGACAACGUGGAGAAUGACCGCCUGCCGCCACCACUGCAGCCGCAGGUCUUUGCUGGCUAACCUCCAUGUGGCGCCCUGCCCUCGUCCCCCGUUACGCUCGACACUGUCCCCUGCAUGCUGAACAUUUAUGGCCACACACCCCGCUCUAAUGCCCAAGCAGACUAUGCUAAUGGGAUGAGCUAGCAUGAAGCUAUACCCUCCUGUUGCCCAGCUUAGCUGCUUAAGUACUGCUCUAGCCAUUUUAUAGUAACUAUUAAAGCAACAAGAGUGCAAAUCGCACUCCUCUUAUUUUGGAUCUGCCCUCCAGAAUACACGUGCUUGAACUGAUAGGUAUGUUCCUCACUAAUCUAACUUCCCCUUGUUGAGUUUCCUUUUCCUCUUCAUUGUGACUGGACGGCAGCAGAAGCUAGGCUCUGGGUGUAGCGGUGCAUUCUGGGAUAGCCACUCACACGUUAGCCGUACUGUACAUCAAGUUUUAUGGUGAACCGCUAUGAUUUUACAUUGGACAUUAUUUGUCACUGUCUUGCCUUAUACCUCUGUAAUCUGAGGUGUAGCGCUAAGAACGUAAAGUGAGAAAUUAAUAAUGCAAUGAAACAUAAGCUGGGCAAUGCUGAUAUAAAGUACAGCGUUCAGUAAUGCCAGUCGUUCGGUGACACUUCUGCAAUAAGCUUUAUCUUGCCGCAUUGAUUUUAUUGAAGUGUUCAAGGAUGCUUUCUAUUGUCUUUUUAAAAAUAGACACGUAAGUUUCAGAUGGUCAAUUUAAUCUGUCUUUAAACUGAAGGGAGCAUUUUUUUGUGAUCAACAACAAUUGUAAAUGUAUUUUUCAGAGACGUCUUGUUUCGCCCAGUACUUCAGAUUCGUGAAGUGGUUGCCUAAUUCUGAGUAUGUUCCCCUCACGUCAUGCUUGACAGAGAAUAUGAUCUGAGGUACUAGCUUGCACUUCUAAAUGAGCUUCGAAAUGUUUUUGUACAUCGUCUUGGUCAGAACUUGCCCAUUGACACCCUCUGCUGGUGAGUAUCUGAAACCACGUGUUCUAAUUUUAGGGAUGAGAACAAUAGAUGAUAAAUGAAUCACGUUGUCAGUGGAACAGUACUGUUCUGCUAUGGUUUACGUUUUUAUUUAUAACAAGGCUAAAUACCCAAGUACAGUGAUCGGUUUCUGCAGUGGGAGAUAGGGUUAUUUAAUUGUUUAGCCGUUAAUGUACCAAGACAUCUGGAAAAUAAAAAAUUUAUUGUAUAAAUUACACAAACAUACUACUGCUGUUGAUUUUAAGUGUAGAAAAUGGUGAGACAUUGAUCUAUACCUGUUGUUAAUGUAGUAGUUAUUACUGUAUAGGGACUGACAGUUCUGUGGAAAAUGCUUAUAUAAUUAAGCUCAAGUUUACUGCUGAUCAAUCGCUUUAUAACAGCGGUAGGUAACACUGGACAGAGAACACGACACAUUCUAGCAUUAAAGGGUAUGGCUUUGCUUUGGGAUUCCCUUUAAUUUAGACAUGGAAUCAAUGGAUUUUAUUCCUUUAGGUAGAACAUGUCUUGUUGUAAAUCACAUUUUUAUUUCGAUUUUGUUUUGUUCUGAACUUUAUGAAGGCAGAAUAUUGAAGGUCCCAGUAUGGGUAUGACUAGGUUGUUGCUGCUGGUAGGAAUCUUAUGGUUAUAUUUUAAGCCGGUGAUUCUCAUUCUGGUCCUCGGGGACCCACAGACAUUCCAUGUCCCUCACAGCUCCCAAAAAAUGUGCACUGUUUGGGGGGAGCAAAAACGCGGACCGUCUGGGGGGUAUCUGGGGAUCCGGGCUGAGAAAUAAGCUUCCCAUGAAGUGUGGAGGACUGCAUUUGUUUGUAACAUACUCCCAAGUGUAGUCGUUUCGAGUGACUGUCACAGGUACACUACUUUAGAUGUCUUUUAAAAAUGUAAAAAUGUACAUUUAAGUAUCAAACUAAUGGUCUUAAUGUGACUAUUUAUUAUGUAAAAUAACUUAUGAGAAUAAUAUUGUUUUAUAUUGUUCAUGGCUUGUAAUUUAACUGCCUUUAAAUAAAGACCCAGAAGACUCCGCCUUCCUUAGGCUCCGCCCAUUGCUUCCAUAACAAUGAAUGAAUUUCAUUUGGCAUCAGGGGGAUCGUAUCAGUGAUUUAAGGGUGCCAGAUAAUGCAAUGCCGUCUUGGCACAUGAAAUGUCAUUUUAUUUUGCCACUGGCUUUUACAUAGUACUCAUUAAUGUUGAGAGAUUUCACAUCCACCCCUUUCUUGUUCAUUUACUAUAGUGUUCUUGGUACUACAGCUUGAUUUCGAAAGUUCUUCUCAUUCUGCCUUGCUUUUUUGUCAUUACUGUAUCCCUGUUGUGUUGAUGAUCCAGUUUUUCACUUACUCUGGGAGCGCAGGUGUGUUUUGCACUGGUACAUCCCACUGUCAAAUUUGAGAACUUCCCCAAUGCUGAAGAUUGGGUUUUUGUUUACUAUUGUAUUGUAAACACAAGUGUGUUGGUUGUAGGAGAUAAACAAUGAUCAAAUGAGCAUUUACCUUCAUGAAACGCUUACCCUGUGCAACACUGAAAUAAAUUGAAAGGCAAAAAAAUAAUCAUAACUGAA
Molecule: messenger RNA, 4175 nt
Organism: Paramormyrops kingsleyae
Lineage: Eukaryota; Metazoa; Chordata; Actinopteri; Osteoglossiformes; Mormyridae
Gene: rabgef1
Product: RAB guanine nucleotide exchange factor (GEF) 1
Biological process (GO): vesicle-mediated transport
Cellular component (GO): endocytic vesicle; cytosol
Molecular function (GO): zinc ion binding; small GTPase binding; DNA binding
Source: RefSeq, a predicted model, not a curated record